CUGAGAAUGGAUAGUGUUGGAUCCGUUGACAGAGCUGCCGUUGCCGAAUCCACAUUGCCGAUAGCACUCCGUCAAAGCUCGAACAACGAUGAUCGUGGAUACACAAUCUAUGUCUUGACGAUUCUCUCCCUCACUUUUGCUUCGAUAAGUGUUGUAUCAACACUGGGCACCCUAUACUGGUUCAUGCGCAUGAGGCGGAAUUUUCGACAUCAGUACGGUUUCCUCUGGCUCCAGAUUCAGCGAUGCGUUUGCUCUGCUAAUCCUGACAGGUUGAUAUUGCUGCUCAUUCAAAGCGACAUCCUCAAGUCCAUGGCCUAUGUCGUUUUCCCCAUUGUGAGCCUCAUCAAAGAUGAUGUCAAAUCGGACUCGGCAUUCUGCCAGCUCAGCGGCGUUACUCUCGCCAUCGGCAUUGAGUCCGCAGACGUCGCCGUACUGUUGAUCGCCCUGCAUUCUGUCAUGUACAUCUUCCGACCGAGAUCUGGACUGUAUCCAUAUCGAAAGCUUGCCUACUUGGUGUUUUAUCUGUUUCCAGUCACUACCGCUUGCCUGGCAUUCAUUGACGGUAAAGGCUACGAAAACGUCGGUUACUACUGCUAUCUCCGGACCGACCGAACCUGGGCCCGCCUGAUGCUCAGCUGGAUUCCCCGAUAUUUUGUCUGUGCCGGCAUCGCCGCCAUCUACGCCUUCAUCUAUCUGUACAUCUGGAACAGAUUAGGUGACUACGGUAGAAGGAGCUCUGAGGCCUUGCAGCAGCGGCGGUUAUCAAGUGUGUCGACGAGCGUUCCUGCGAUUCCACGGAUUUGCUACCACGGAUUGAUCCCAUCAACGCCAACUUCACGACGUACCUCCGCGGUAGACACCAUAUCAGUCGUAAAAGAUGUGCAGAUGCCCGGAUCAGCGACGAGUACUCUACCCCCGGGGAGUUCCAGGGCCAAUCCAGAGAUUCAAUGGGAUUGGGCGGGCUUUACGCAAACGCGAGCACCGCUAGCCAAUACUUCCCUAGCUGACGAGACGGGAGACCCGCUCUCCCCCAAUUCUAGUUUCGUAUCCUCGCCGCCGCCGCUGCGUACUCCCCGGCCUCGGGUAACUACGACAACUGACGGCCUCCCGGACCCCACGAAUCAGAACCUGACGCAACACCAACCCACACCGCCCGUCAGCCAACAUGUCAGCUUCGUAGCCGACCACUGCGGAUGCGACGAGCGCAGUGCCUCUCUCACCAACCUCAUCCCCGGCAUACAGAAGACCCUUCCCUAUCGAGGUCGCUCCCCAUCAGCCCCGGAGACGCAGGGCGCCGACGAGCCCUCGCCCAUAGCACAUCCCCAGAUAGCGGGUGAUAAUGACACCGACGGCGCCCACGGCGGCGUCGUAUCCCAGCAGCGCGACAGACUCCGCCGGCAGCUUCGCUCCCUCUUUGUCUAUCCGCUUGCAUACAUGAUCGUCUGGAUUUUCCCGUUCGUGUCGCACGUCAUGGACUACGACCACUCCGUUACGGGCCACGAGCCUCGUUGGCUGUUGGUGGUGGGGAUCAUAUCGCUCUGCGUGCAGGGCGCGGUGGACUGCGCGCUGUUCAUGGUGAGGGAAGAGCCCUGGCGGCAUGCCAAGGGCAGGGACCAGUUUGGGUGGCUCUGGGACAGAAGCUCCGGCGGUAGAAGAAGAACUGCGGGGAGGACUCGGGAAGAGAUGCUGGUUGACGGAAGGUUGGCGAGGCUGAGAAGGGAUGGCGAGAUCUUGGAAGAGAGGGCCAUUAGGGGCAACGUGGGAAGGAGGAAAGCGGUGACGGAAUGGUGGGAGGCGGACCCAGAAUUUUUGGAUGGGUCGUUGGACGAAGAGGAGCGCGGAAGUAUCCAUGGAGAGGUGAACGGCGUGGUUGGGCGGACGGUGGACUGA
Molecule: messenger RNA, 1890 nt
Organism: Canariomyces notabilis
Lineage: Eukaryota; Fungi; Ascomycota; Sordariomycetes; Sordariales; Chaetomiaceae
Exons: 1
Biological process (GO): adenylate cyclase-activating G protein-coupled receptor signaling pathway
Cellular component (GO): plasma membrane
Molecular function (GO): G protein-coupled receptor activity
Source: RefSeq, a predicted model, not a curated record